AUGGAAAAACGACUGAGAAUACUAACACAGUCAAUCAUAAAUCAGGAGCUCUCAUAUUUAAUGAAUACUCCAUUCGAGAAAGAACAAUGGUUGUCAUUCAAAAAAUUAUUUCCCUUACCUUUUCAUAAUUUUCAGGUCGAUCACGCUAUAUUAAACUUUAUCACAAUGGGAUACACUUCCUUGCGACCGGUGUUCCUCGUGCAAGAAGACGGCUUCGUCCACCCAUACAUCGACUCCAUCUGUCCGAAGCUCCGUCACGUCGUCGGAAUUUUUGAAUCUAUUGAUACUGUACACCCAAUCAAUUGGAAGAUGCUCUACGGUUCCACCUGCCUGUCACGAACCAAAAUCGUCCUCUGGAUCACGAGGCACGCCGAUGAUGACGACAUAAAGAGUAUCCUGAAAGCGUUCUGGUCCCUCGAUUUUCUGAACGUUAUUCUUGUCACAAUGAGCGAUGAUUCAACCAAUCAUGGGUUAGCUGUCCACAGUUACGAUCCCUUCUGGGUAAAUAAAGGGGGAGUUCGAGGGAAAGUGUACACCCUCGCAGUCGCUGAUUUACUCUACCCUAACAAGAUGAAGAAUCUCCAAGGGUAUCCUAUAGCAGUAUCGAUGUAUGACACCUUCCUGUCACAUCCUGUGACGAAUAUCUCUCAGUUGCGGGCCAACAGCGAUGUCGAGUUACUGCUGUCUCUGUCGUCGUGGCUGAAUUUCACGAUUGACCUGAGAAGUCGGCCGAUUUCUACAGCCGAAUAUUACAGGAUGAAAUCACCAAAUGGAACAGUAGUCGGGAUUAUUUACGAUUUGAUAACAAAUUAUUCGGAAGUGUUGGGUAACAGCCAUAUCUGGGGAAAAGCAAGCGAUCGUGUCGAGUUCCUCCUACCGCACGCGCGCUUCAUUUCUGAAGCUGUGGUGCCAAUGCCUGAAGUCAUUCCAGAAAUCAUUUGCAUAUUCAAAAGUUUUGACGUUAUGACAUUCAUACUACUGAUUCUGUUCUCUUUCAUUUCGGUCAUUUACAUGUAUUCUAAGGGAACAAACGCUCCCGUCCUGAACACUUUUCGAUUGAUCAUUCAUCAUCAGUUUUAUCAGGUAGGGACGAGAGUGUCUGAGAAGGUGUUGGCCAUUAGUUGGAUCGUAUUCGCUGGAUUAUUUCUUUUAAUUCAGCAGAGUCACCUCAUUGAAAAUAUGACGAAUCCGUUAUUUGAGAAGCGAAUUGAUACGCUGAAGCAGUUGGCGGACAGCGAUCUGACUGUGAUGACCGAUGCAGAACACUUUCCGCUUUUGAAUCGGUCGAGGGAUGAGGUCAUGCAAAAAAUAGUUAGUCGAAUAACAACUAAACACUCCUCUAGGUACUGUUACGAACGGUUGAUUGCGGGUGGAAAUGUCGCAUGUUUCCUGAACACGGUGAUAAUUUCGAGUGUGCGAAGCAAACCUGAGAUCACUCAAUCUUAUUUGAAGAUUCCCAAGAUGCAUAAAAUGCGCGAAAUCGUGGGACAGUAUUGGCGCGCAAUUAUUGUGAAGAAGGGAUUUCCGUAUUUAUCAAAAUUCAAUGCAGGUAUUGGCAGGUUAAUGCAGACUGGGUUUGUGACAAAAUGGCAGGCGAGGGAUCGGGAGAGGCUGAAACCAAGAGUUAUACACGCUGACGAUGCGGUUCCACUCAAUCUCUCGCAUUUUCGUGGACCUUUUAUAAUUUUUCUUUUUGGCAUAGUCGUUGCGACGUGUGCAUUUAUUUAUGAGAUAGUAAUUUAUAGAGUCAAGUAUUAA
Diachasma alloeum is the source of this 1758-nucleotide messenger RNA. RefSeq lists its product as uncharacterized. The coding region runs from base 1 to 1758 and encodes 585 amino acids. Lineage: Eukaryota; Metazoa; Arthropoda; Insecta; Hymenoptera; Braconidae. The record is from RefSeq and is a predicted model, not a curated record. The transcript has a single exon.